Messenger RNA from Spinacia oleracea (spinach), 1243 nucleotides. RefSeq names its product nudix hydrolase 16, mitochondrial. Gene Ontology annotation, molecular function: pyrophosphatase activity. NCBI's taxonomy places the organism in Eukaryota, Viridiplantae, Streptophyta, Magnoliopsida, Caryophyllales, Amaranthaceae. The transcript is spliced from 4 exons. The record is from RefSeq and is a predicted model, not a curated record. Gene Ontology annotation, cellular component: nucleus; cytoplasm. The coding region runs from base 408 to 932 and encodes 174 amino acids.
GACCCAACCCACGUGGGUUUGACCCACCAUCUUCUCCCGGUCAUCGCCCAGUUCCUUCCCUCCGAUCCGCUGUCACCGCCUUCUUCUCCUCUCUUUCUCUUUCUCUCUCCUCCGUCAAUUUUUUUCUGCAGAAACUUCUUUUGACCCACAUCAGGAAAAAUUUAACAAAAUUCUCACUUUUCUUAUCUUAAUAAAUAAAAAUUUGGAGCCAAUGUUUGUUGAUAAUACAAAAUACCCAAAACCCACAACAAAAAAUCAAGAAAAUUCUACAGAUUUUUUGUUUAUAAACAAAUCAAGUCAAAUGAAAAUUUUCAUGUUUCUUUGAUUUUGGGCAUACCCUUUUGGUUGCGUAAAAAUACCCAAUUCUUUGAUUUUUGAUUAAUACAGAGUUUUUAUAUUUUUUGAGCAUGUCUGAUUUGGUGGCCCGCACGGGUCGUCUUCAACAAAGAUAUAAUGAUGGCUGUCGCCUUGUUGCUGGAUGUAUACCAUUCAGAUAUAGAAAUGGUGAGGACAGUAGUAAUGAUGACUCAGAGAGCAAUAUCGAGGUACUUAUGAUCAAUUCGCAAAGUGGUCCAGGUCUUCUCUUUCCUAAGGGAGGGUGGGAAAAUGAUGAAACAGUUGAGGAGGCAGCUGUAAGAGAAGCAGUUGAAGAAGCUGGAGUAAGAGGAGAUCUUAUGGAUCUACUUGGGUACUACAAAUUUAAAAGCAAAACUCAUCAAGAUGAAUUCUGCCCCGAAGGAUUGUGUAAAGCGGCUAUGUUUGCUAUGCUAGUCAAGGAAGAACUUGAGUCUUGGCCCGAGCAAAGCACGCGAAGUAGAUUCUGGCUUACUAUUCCAGAAGCAGCUCAGAGUUGCCGCCAUGCAUGGAUGAGAGUUGCUCUUGUUGAUGGCUUCCUCAAAUGGCAUGGGGAUAAGCUUGCAGAAAGAGAUUGAUGUCAAGUCUUCAAAAAACGUGGGAAAUAAUUUGUAGAGGCAACAUUUGUUGAAUGCAGUUGGUAAUUUGUCGCCGUUUAUAUGAUGGCCAUUACCAAUGCUCAAUCUUGCACAGUUGAAUACUUUAUUGUAGUUUCAGUUCCAUUUCAUUAUAUACCUGAAUCUCCCAUAUUUUGGUAUUAAGGAAAGAUUGUAUGUUUUUGUUUGUAGUUCAAUAGGCCGAUUUAAAAAUAUGUUUCCAGAUUGGUUAAAUGAGAGUUAUCAUAUGGGCAGUCGAAAGGGGGUCACAUAUACGAGCUUACUAUUUUUUA